UCGAUUUUAAUUAAAUAAUCAAAUAUAAGGUCUUUGGUUAUUUUUCAACUACGUUAGAUUCCAUUUCAUGCAUCUUAAUUAUUUCAAAUACUAUUUUAGUCKAAUUAUUAUUUUAUGCAAUUAAGCUUGCAAAUGACCAUCGGAACAAUAUGUCACCAGACAAUAAAUAUCGUUGGCAUAGCAACCACGUGAAUACCGACACAACAGCGUGACACUUCGUUCACUUUGUAAAUCAAUCAAAGCGCUAUGUUUACAGACUCCCGUUAGAUAUGUACAUGCGAUGUUUAUCUAGAGUUUUUAUAUGUUUACAAGAGUAUUUAAGAGAUUAAAAGUAUGUUGAAAAUAUCCAGGCACUCGAAAGUCUAUCCCGGUGGUUACAGCGAACUGGACGAAUCACACGAGAUGAGAGAAGUCAACCACUAUGAGAACUUUAGACCAGAUACSAGAAAAAMGUCGUCAUCUUGGCAAAUGUUAGGGAAGCAAGUCASCUCCUUGUCACGAUGGCGAGCUUAUAGGAACUCCAUGCGAGACCGUAACCGCGGUGGAGUCCAGCUGUCAUCCGAUGGUGGAAUUCAUGAARACAAAGAGCAAGGCAAAAGAAAUGCUCAGUGUGUUCUGGACAGUGAUGUCGACGUUCUUGGCAAAGAAAAUUUCUCUGACUCUCAAUACGAUUCUUUUGUCAACACUAUCGAGGAGGCCAAUCAAGCCUUAAUCAGUAGUAGAGCUUUGAUAAUUUACUUUGCCAAGCUUGCAAAAGCUAGCUUAGAUGAACCGCAAGAGAUCGAUUUUGACUUCAUUAUGGAAAUGCUUUCGCGUGGAGCAGAUAUAAAUUUUACCGACAGACAUGGUCAAACCAUAUUCCAUGAGGUUGCAAGAAUUUGGGACGUUGAUGUGGCAAAAUUUGUUCUGGAGAAUGGCGGAGAUGUAAACAUUGCUGAUUUUUAUGGACGAACUCCUUUACACAUUGCCGCAGCAGUAGAUUAUCCAGAAAUGGUUGGCUUCCUGGUUGAACAUAAAGCUUACAUCCAUGCUGAAACCAAAAAUGAAUUGCAAACCCCAGUGCAUUACGCAGCUAAAAACGAUGCACCAAAGUCUUUGAAGAAGUUGCUGAAGCUUGGUGGAAGAGUUGAUAGUAGAGACUACAAAGGGAGAACACCUCUGCAAGUUGCAGCUGAAUUAGAUCGUUCUGAAACUGCAAAGCUACUCAUUGAGCAAGGUGCACAUGCUGGAGUUCAAGACCACAGUGGUAGCCUUGCGUUGUCCAUGAUGAUAUCYAAAAUGACUCCAGUUGCUAAGGAUGCCUUGGACCAGUUCCAUUCAACAGACCGUGCAAAUAGGCGACAGUAUUACUACUUAAACUACAUGGAACCAUAUAAACCAGGCAAAGCUGCUGAAUGGCACGCUAAAACACCAUUACAGUGUCUAGUACACUUUAAACAGAUGGAACUCAUUAUGCACCCAGUCUUCCGACGUCUCAUUGAUGUCAAGUGGAAACAGUUUGGUCGACGAGCCGCUGCCUGGCAGCUCAUUGUMCAAAUAAUUUACGUGUUGACCUGGACAGCUYUGGCUAUUACUCUGCACAUCGGAAGAGAAUCACAGUACUACUUCCCUCCCAGAAAAUAUUGGUGGAGGAUUGUCAUGGAAGGCAUUGUAUGCAGCAUGACAUURUACUUUAUCUUGGAAGAAUUCCUGGAAUUCCGUCAGUCCAGUUCUUCGCACCGCAAAUGGCAACGCUGGAGAAUAAGAGAGCUUCAAAAAGAUCUUCAGUUCUGCCAUCCGCGCUGGCCGUCAGAAAGAAAAUACCUGGAAAUGGAACUGAGGGAAAUAUCAGAGUCUGGAAUCUCRUAYUUCACUGAUGGAUGGAACUACUUUGAUUGGGUGACCUACGGUUGGGUGGUUGGUAUCGCGGUAACUCGUGGACUUGUCGUAGGAUUGGAUGAUAGGACUGCAAAGGAAGCCCAUCCACGWGUAUUUGCUGUUGGUAUCAUAUUCAUUUGGCUGAGGCUAAUGAAAGCGUUUCGUGCAAUAUCAUCAAUUGGUCCUUUUAUUGUGAUGAUCGGUCAUAUCAUCAAAGAUACUCUCAAAUUCGGUUUCCUGUAUUUUGAGUUUUACUUCCCGUAUGUCUGUGCUUUUUGGAUCGUGUUUGGACACAAUGCUAUGGCAAGUAAGGGGCUUUCAGAACUGCAAAACUUUAACGAUCUAAUGUAUUCCGUUUGGCAGAUGACAUACGUCGGGAAUUUUCCUUACGAUGCCAUGAUGCAGUAUGAUAUUCUUAUGGCCCAGUUACUGUCUGGCACAUACAUUGCCGUGUCUGGAGUCAUAUUGCUGAAUCUAUUCAUUGCACUUAUGUCAGAUACCUUUCAAAGGGUAUAUGAUAAUGCCAUUGCAAAUGCUGAAAUGCAACGUGCAAGCCUUAUACUUAACAUGGAGGAAAGUAUGAGUGAAUCUACAAGAGAUGCUUAUCGGCGACAAUUUCACACACGACUUGCCCCCGAGGAGCUUUAUUACGACGAUGAUUCAACAACGCCCGAGUCAGGAGAACUCGAACGAAUGACACAUCAGAUAAAAGACGUUGUUGACGAUGUUUUCGAUAUUGUAAAAGAGUCAGGAAAUACUAAAUCACAAUCAAGUGAUACAGCAAGCAAGGAAGUCAUGAGACUGCGGGACGAAUUGGCAAGUGCUGGAGAACGACACGAAAAAAAUGUGAUGGAAAUGCGKCAAGAAAUCGCUGAAAUGAAGCAAAUGAUCGAUGUCUUGGUGAGAAACUUACAGCAACAGAACACGCACUCAAGUCAUCCAUCAAUAUUAUCCAAUCAGAAAUCAUUAAAGUCGUCUCGCGUAAGCCAUCGUAAGAAACACAAAAAAGAAAGUUUGCGCGGGAAYAAGGAUGACGUGUACGAGGAACCUUACGAAGGACUUCCGCUGCCCCCACCWACCGAUGGCCCUUUGCCCAGUUUGUCUUCUUUAAUGAAUAGAAAGAUACCGCGAACAGAAAACCCACGUAUUUAAUAAACAUUUUGCUGUAGUAGAUCUAACUAUAAGUCUUGUAUGCUUAGGAUGUCUACAUGAUUUUUAACAGAUGUACUAUAUUAAACCUUGAACACCAA
Messenger RNA from Exaiptasia diaphana, 3107 nucleotides. Its product is annotated as transient receptor potential cation channel subfamily A member 1. Gene Ontology annotation, molecular function: protein binding; calcium channel activity. Bases 334 to 3009 code for a protein of 891 amino acids. The transcript is spliced from 6 exons. Gene Ontology annotation, biological process: calcium ion import across plasma membrane. Gene Ontology annotation, cellular component: membrane. NCBI's taxonomy places the organism in Eukaryota, Metazoa, Cnidaria, Anthozoa, Actiniaria, Aiptasiidae. The record is from RefSeq and is a predicted model, not a curated record.